CGUCGUGCGGGUGACCACCGUGUGCCAAGUCGUGCACGCCGCCGCAGGAGCGCGGCGUAGCAUGCGGCCGCAGCUCCUGAAGGCGGCCUUGCUCGCGCCAGCGACGCGGCCAACGCUCGGGUUGCUGCGGGCCCCUGGCUUGAAGAUGUGGUAUUUGCCGUUCCAGUCGUUCAUCCUCGCUUCCUCUGGGCGGCAGGUGGAGCUUCUGGCGAAGAAG
Molecule: messenger RNA, 217 nt
Organism: Prorocentrum cordatum
Lineage: Eukaryota; Dinophyceae; Prorocentrales; Prorocentraceae
Source: the annotation of a GenBank genome assembly